Messenger RNA from Paramecium primaurelia, 702 nucleotides. NCBI's taxonomy places the organism in Eukaryota, Ciliophora, Oligohymenophorea, Peniculida, Parameciidae. The record is from the annotation of a GenBank genome assembly.
AUGUUUAAUGAAGAUUAUUAUAGAAGAUUAAUAGUUUAAUCAUAAAAUUAAUAAAUAAGAAUAAUAAAUACAGAUAGACCAUGGUAUCCUAAAAUGAAAUAAAAAGAUAUAAUUAGACCAUUAUUUAGUGAAGAUUUUAAAUUUUUUGUAUUACCACCUAAUAAGAUGAUUUCAUUAUUAAAAAGACAUAAAAUAACAAUACCAACAGAUGAAUAAAUAAGAGAAUUUCUUAAAAAUCAUUCAUUAAAGAAUAUUGUAGAUUAUGGAGUUAAAUUAAAAAGUACUACAGAAAUUAAAGUACAUCCUCCUUAAGUAAUUAUUUAAAAUUAAAGAAAAAGAGCAAAAACUAAAUAAUAAUUAAUUAUUAAUAAAAAGACUAUUAAUAUAUAACCUAUUAAUAAUAAUAUAAUAGAACCAACUAAAUAAUCUACAUCAUCUUAAUAUAAACCUUCAUAUCAUAAAACUUUAAAAAUAUAUAAGACUGAUUAUUCUAAUUAAGAUCUAUAUACAAUCAUAAAUAAAUUAAAUUUCUCACCUAUGUAAAUUAAUCAAUCACCUAAAUAAACAAAAUAAAAUAUACAUAUUAAUACUUUACCAUCUNGGAUUAAUUUCUGUUUCAUUUAUAAAAAAAGCAAAUGGACGAUCAAUUUUAAGUUGUUAAUUUUUGAAUAAUUCUAUCAAAAUAUCAUGAAAAAGACAUGA